UUAUUUUUCGUAGGUAGAUGUAUAAUAUAUACUUUUAAUGACAUUUUUUGCUAACUUUAGAAUGAUAUUUCCAACAAUUCUGGUCUUCUACAUGACAAUCUCCAUUCUAAUUGUGGAAUUCAUUGUUCUGCUUUCGUUUAUGGAUCGGCCAACGCUGUUCUGUGGUUCUCCUGACCUAAUACAGAGUCUACGAUCAUCAACAGAUUUCUGUAAAAUCAAUGGCAAGUUUAAAAGUUGUGCAUAUGAUAAUAUAUGGCAGUAGAUGAUUGCUUAAUCAAAACGCUGCAUUAAAUGACAGUAGCUAAUACGAACAAUAAUUAAUAUAAGUAAAGGCAAAAGAU
Molecule: messenger RNA, 341 nt
Organism: Geodia barretti
Lineage: Eukaryota; Metazoa; Porifera; Demospongiae; Tetractinellida; Geodiidae
Source: the annotation of a GenBank genome assembly